AUGGGAUUUGUAAGUAAUGAUGAUACCCAGAUGCAAAUCUCUGUCAGUGCUGUGGAGACAAACUCUAACUUGGUUUUCAAUAAUGCAGAGUUUAUAGUUGGUGCCGUGUUGAAUUGGAAAUGGAAUGAAUUAGCCAUAGACUUUGCUGAUCUCCAUAAAACUUCGGCUAGUUCACUUGUCAAUAUGACAACCUUAUUGGAUCCAAAGAAUAAUCAUGUUGAUAAUUCAGACAUUUUUGGUCCUUCACCUCCAACAGUGUUUUCAACCAUUUCACAAAAUGUUAUUCCUCAUCUAUCUCAACAACAACCAUCACAACCACCAUUGGCAACAUUAUUUACACCAUCGUCAUCCCUUCCUACAUCAUCAAGAAUGACUCAACCAUUUGGUAACAUUUCAAGUUUUCCUUCUGCUCCUCAUGUUAAUAUAUAUAGUGGUGCUGUUGUUGGUGGAAGCGCAAGUAGUUCUGAAAUUAUUUCUAAUUUUUCAAUUCCAAGUUUUUCGGGAGGAACUAUUCCUAGUUUUUCCAGUUGUGGUCCUACAAACAACAUGAUUCAUUCCACAACAUUUGAAUUUCAGCAAAAAAAGUAUGAAGAAAGAAUAGCCCAAUUAGUUCAAGAACGUGAUGAACUUGCUCAAAGAACUGACCAACUUGUUUUGGAAUGUGAUACAUUGAAGAAAUUGAAUGAGGAGCUAGUUAAAUCCGAAUCAGAGGCCAAAAAGAGAACUUCUCAAGUCGAAUUCCAUUUUAAACAAAAGAAGAGAAAGGUCAGGGAAGCUUUAGCAGCAGUCUGGGUAGAAGAUGAAGAUGAGGUAUGUAAAGCAACCUCCUUCACAUUCAGAGGAAACACUUACUCUCUCACACCAAUACAACAAGUAGAAGUGAAAACUAUUGGUCAAUUUGGUAUGGCUGUUGAUAAACUUGUGGAGAUGUUCCAUUUAGAAAAACCUCCAUACUCAAAUAAUGAUUUGAAGGAAUUGGAAGUGGCUGCAAUCAAGCUUACUACUGUCGAUGCCGUUGAGGAUCAGAAGGUAAAAAAGAAGAGAUUUGAUAAUUAUCGUCAGACUAGAAAGAAAGCCCAGCAAAAGAACAGUGAUAGUAGUAGUUAA
Molecule: messenger RNA, 1107 nt
Organism: Naegleria gruberi
Lineage: Eukaryota; Heterolobosea; Eutetramitea; Acrasida; Naegleriidae
Exons: 1
Coding region: 1-1107 (368 amino acids)
Source: RefSeq, a predicted model, not a curated record